ACGAUAAAUUGAAAUCUGAGGCUUUUAAUGAUUUCUUUGUCAAUAUCGGGGCAAAACUUGCAGCUGAAAUUGAAGAUAAUUCCCUCAACACAAAUUCUUUUGCUCACGGAGAUUCUAGGCCUACUACCGACUCCAAUCUUUUUUUUAAAUUUUCUGAAAUUAACGAGGACGAAGUAAUAUAUCAAUUGCGUAGUCUCAAAAUUUCAAAAUCCACAGGAUUAGAUAACAUCCCUGCUAAAGCUCUUAAAAUAUCCGCGGACAUUGUUGGUCCGCCAUUAACUUGGAUAUUUAACCUUUCGAUGAAAAAAGGAGAAUAUGUGGAUGAAUGGAAAAAAGCCUGGGUUACACCCAUUUAUAAAUCUGAUGACAGGUUGAAAUGCGAGAAUUAUCGCCCUAUCUCGAUACUACCCAUUGUUAGUAAAAUACUUGAGAGAUGCGUUUUUAAUCAAAUUUAUAAAUUUCUUAAUGACAAUUCACUUCUUUCAAAACAUCAACAUGGUUUUCGGCCUAAACAUUCAACUCUCACCGCUCUAACUCAG
Paramuricea clavata is the source of this 539-nucleotide messenger RNA. Lineage: Eukaryota; Metazoa; Cnidaria; Anthozoa; Malacalcyonacea; Plexauridae. The record is from the annotation of a GenBank genome assembly.